CAUGUCAGACGAGGCUUUGCGACAUUUUGUCUCGACUUAGUUAGAGAGAGCAAUCCUGCUAAUAAUCCUGCCUCGCGUUGUUGCCCUUCUUUACUCUCUUGCCCUCUUUUUCCCCAAGCUUCCAAUCCUCAGCCUCGUGCGCCACUUUUUCUCGCCAAACCAAAGUAAAUUAUAGCGGCUGAACAGUCCUGGUAUAAAAACACGACGAAAUUCAGUUGCAUUAGCCAUGUCGACUCCGGAGCCACUUCCCAACCCCCAGCGUGUCAUUACCGACACCGAUCUCGAGACCGGCAUCUCGCACUUCAAUACGACGCUGGACGAAAGUCUGGCGGUCAAGCAGGAUCUCGGAGGUUCCUUGUUCCGUCUGGGCUACAUCACCGACAAGACCCCCAACACGCUCGAUGGCACCGAUCUCACCAACUACACUGAGUACCUGGAGAAUGCCAGCGUGCCUCCCGUCACCCUCCCCGAUGGCCGUGGCAUGAUGUGGUACAUUGACACCCCUCCUGGUAACGGAAGUCCUUUCCACCGCACCUUAAGCUUCGACGUUGUUAUCCAGGUCGCGGGCGAGAUCGAAGUGACGCUCGAAUCUGGCGAGAAGCGCAUCCAGAAGCCGGGUGACAUGCUCAUCCAGCGCGCUACCGCUCACACUUGGAGAAACCCCAGCAAGGACAAGUGGGCACGCAUGGUCGGUAUCAUGUACUCGAGCAACCCUGUGGUUCUCAAGAACGGCACCGAACUUGGUCCUACCGGACUUUAGUCGCCUCAUUAGCAAUAGUAUAGUCUAUAUUGUGCCUACAUAGGACAACUAAUAUUAUUUUGAGCUCACUUUUUUUUCCCCCGUGCCGAAGCAUCUAGAGUGACAAUAGAUUUCAUAUGCCAGCGAAACAACGUCGUCAAGUACUGCCAGUACACUUGCUAGUUCGUAUGCGCAAAAGCACC
Molecule: messenger RNA, 942 nt
Organism: Aspergillus alliaceus
Lineage: Eukaryota; Fungi; Ascomycota; Eurotiomycetes; Eurotiales; Aspergillaceae
Product: cupin domain-containing protein
Exons: 3
Coding region: 227-760 (177 amino acids)
Source: RefSeq, a predicted model, not a curated record